This is a messenger RNA of Meloidogyne enterolobii, 501 nucleotides long. The record is from the annotation of a GenBank genome assembly. NCBI's taxonomy places the organism in Eukaryota, Metazoa, Nematoda, Chromadorea, Rhabditida, Meloidogynidae.
UUUUCAGAUAAUAUUUUCUUGAUUUUAUCAAAGGCUACUUGUUGCUCCUCGCCCCAAGUGAAUGGUUUUUCUUUUCGUGUUAAUCUUGUUAAUGGUUCAACUAUUGUAGAGAAAUUUUGCACAUGCUUUCUAAAGAAAUUUGCCAUUCCAAUUACAUGCCUAACCUCUCUGACCGUAGUGGGAACUUUUAGGUUCAGAAUUGUUUCCGUUUUUCUUAAACUAGGUGUGUAUCCUGACUCAUUUACAAUAAAACCAAGAAAUUCCAUGCUUGCCGAAGCAAAGACACACUUUUUGGGACUUAAUUUUAGAUUAAAGCGCCUAAAUCUUUCAAACACACUCCUUAAGGCUUUGAUAUGCUCUUCAAAAUUGUCAGACUUAGUAAAAAUCAGUAUAUCGUCAACAUAUGCGAUGACAUUAUCAAGCCCUGUUAACACAUGCGCCAUUAUUCUUGCAAAAGCACUAGUGGCAUUUUUAAGUCCAAAAGGUAAAUUUACCAUCUGA